Messenger RNA from Fonsecaea multimorphosa CBS 102226, 846 nucleotides. RefSeq lists its product as uncharacterized. Lineage: Eukaryota; Fungi; Ascomycota; Eurotiomycetes; Chaetothyriales; Herpotrichiellaceae. The transcript has 2 exons. Gene Ontology annotation, biological process: chromatin remodeling. The coding region runs from base 1 to 846 and encodes 281 amino acids. Gene Ontology annotation, cellular component: Ino80 complex. The record is from RefSeq and is a predicted model, not a curated record.
AUGUCUUCCACAAGUACAACGGGUCGCUCACCCUCGGCCACGGCCAAAGCGGACAAGAAUAAAAAGAAAGAGAAGAUAGUAACACUCAAGCUGUCACCAAAAAUCCUGCAUCGCUUCGAGGAGCCUUCGGCCAAAUCAGAAGAGCAGUCCACGGCCUCAGCAGCGUCGUCUCCCCCGGCUGCAGUCGAGGAAACUUCAACCCUGAAAGUCCCCGAGGUAAAUGACAAUGCAUCCGAGGCCACCUCCACCCCAGCUCCCACGCCGGCCGAUGCAGCCGAUACCUCUAAUGGCGAUGGCUCGAAGAAACGCAAAGGAGGCCCGCUGGCAGGCACCAAGAGAAAUCUAGGACAAAUGUCUGAAGUGAACGGGCUACCAAGGCCCCGAGGCAAGCCUGGCCCCAAAAAGAAACCCAGACUUGAUGACGGCACCAUCGAUCAUGGCGGCAUGAAAGGCUCGACCCCGGUUGGCAUCAAUGCUGGACACAAGCUGGGCCCCAAGGCCAAUCAAGGUGCCAUCAACGCGGGCCUUCGUGCCCUCGACCGUUCUGGCGCACCCUGUCGCAAAUGGAGCAAAAAGCCAUUCACUCUCAAGAGUUUCACUGGGGUGGUAUGGGAGCUUGCUUCAUGGCGAGGCCAGGAGAGACCACAGGCGCCCAAUGGUGAAGAGUCCAGCGAUAACAACCAGGUCUCCCAACAGGGGUCCAGCGACGUUAAACCAAACGAGAGUGAUGUCGCCAUGGAUAGCAAUGCCGGCGACCAAGCAGAUACCAUGCUCAUGUCGACGCCCGCCGCCAGUUCUCCGGCGCCGAUGCCACCUCCAUCAGCAGCCAUUGCUGCCCAAGGUUGA